AUGCCAGGGACGAUCGACCCUCAACAGAUGUGUGGGGAUGUUACAACCGCUGGCACCGUCAGCAAUGAAUGGUAUGCACCGACUUCAUAUGCAUAUGACAACCCUUACAGCACGCCUUUUCCAUCAUCGACCAUAGAGGGCCAACCAUGGCCAGCAUAUGCUAGAGCUUCAAUACCGGACAUCUCCUCAGCACAACACCAACAUGUGUAUGCGGCGCCCAAUACAGUAACGUCGUACAUUCAAUACUCUCCCAAUCUAAAGGACCCUAGUAGACCACGGAGUAGUCCGAGCACCUUUGGCCCAAGCGUGGAGAACAUUGCCUGGCCAGGAACAAGCAGCGGCCUUGGUAUCAACUAUGCCCUUGCAGCUUCCAACGUCCCUACCCCACCAGUGACAUCGACCUUUCCACCCGCAGUUUUCCAGUACCCCAUAGAGGAGCAGCAAUACAGCACAUCCACAGCCAGCCCACCCGAGAUCAGACAUCCUCAGCCAAGGAGAUCAUACCCCAGCAUCGCCCCUGUUCCCUCAAACCUCUCCUCCUCCAGCCUGGCCACCAUCAAACGCUCCCGCAUGGCCGAGGAUGAAGACCAGACAGAAACCAGCAGCGCCAGCGGCAGCAAACGCCGCAAACGCACCUCGUCCGUAGCCUCCGCCGACAUGUCCGAGGAUGACCGGUAUCUCGUACAACUGAAAGAAGACGAAGCUCUACCCUGGAAAGACAUCGCCACCCGCUUCCACACGGACAAAGGCAAGAAUUUCCAAGUUGCCGCCUUACAAAUGCGGUACAAACGGCUACGAGAGAAGUACCGGAUGUGGGAGGAGCAGGACCUCAGUGCGUUGCGGUCGGCGCACGAGUAUUGGGAUAAGUAUAAGUGGGAGAUUAUCAGUGCCAAGAUGCUCGACUUCGGCCUAAACGAACGCUGGCCAGCACGGCACUGUGCGCGCAAAUUCCAGGAACUGGAAAGUGUGGCUAUGGCUCAGCAUGCUACCACCACGGCGGGCUUAACACCAGGGAUGUCGCAGUAUUCGAGUCCAGUCGAUGCGCCAAUGCAAUUUGCUUUCAUGCCUAUUUCUUGA
Messenger RNA from Recurvomyces mirabilis, 1077 nucleotides. RefSeq lists its product as uncharacterized. The transcript has 3 exons. The record is from RefSeq and is a predicted model, not a curated record. NCBI's taxonomy places the organism in Eukaryota, Fungi, Ascomycota, Dothideomycetes, Mycosphaerellales, Teratosphaeriaceae. Bases 1 to 1077 code for a protein of 358 amino acids.